Aplysia californica (California sea hare) is the source of this 4010-nucleotide messenger RNA. RefSeq names its product NAD(+) hydrolase sarm1. Bases 636 to 3752 code for a protein of 1038 amino acids. The transcript has 16 exons. Lineage: Eukaryota; Metazoa; Mollusca; Gastropoda; Aplysiida; Aplysiidae. Gene Ontology annotation, biological process: response to axon injury; negative regulation of MyD88-independent toll-like receptor signaling pathway; signal transduction. Gene Ontology annotation, cellular component: dendrite. The record is from RefSeq and is a predicted model, not a curated record. Gene Ontology annotation, molecular function: signaling adaptor activity; NAD+ nucleosidase activity; protein binding.
CACUUUUCCACCCCGACUUUGUGUUUGUUGAAUUGAUUGUAACAGCAAACCCGGCCGUUUAUAACUACAUUCGGUGUUUACUAUUACAUUCUCAAUCCGAUAAGAAGUCCUUUUUAAAAUUAUGUACGCACUUAUAGGAGAUAAAGUUUUUCAGUAUACAUAAAAAUCAUUUUAAGUUUAAAAAUGUAUGAAAAACCAUAGCUACUUGCUUUGGUGAAUCAUGUUACGCUUCGUUGCCAAAACAAUUUUAUUGCGAAAUACAUUGCACAUGAAAAGUCCAAGUGUUCUAGUUUUUCACUCUCACUCACUCUUGGCUUCUUCAGCAGACAAGAGGAUGCAAUGUCGUUAUCAUUUCACUGUCAGAACUUGGCCUGGUAUUUGCUUCAGACUCGGUACGGAUUGUUCCUUGUUUAGCUCUCAGGUCAAAGAAUAUAUAAACAAGGAUGCAAUUUUUAGUGAUUAAGACGCAUGCGUAAUAUUGAUUGGAUAUUUGUUGGUGUUUACAUAUUACAUGAAUUUGAUUAACAGUGAAAGUGAAGCCAGUGAAUGAAGGUGAAGUCAGUGCAAGUGCAGCCGAAAGGAAAUAUAAACAGACAGACAGACCCAAAGCCAAGAAAAAAGAAUCAGACUUGUAAAUGGAAGACAACAGCUCAUCUCAACCAUCGAAAGAUGAUGGAGUGGAGCCGGAGAACUGCGACAACGUUGAGGACUCACCCAAGUCGCCCAGGUCACCUUUGAAAAAAAAUCCUGCGUUUGAUUCAUCGAAACUCAUCGAGAGAUCUCAGUCUGAUGCCAUUCUGCUGAGCUCGGAAAACUUGAAACAACCUUAUGCCCGCGCAGGCUCUGUGGAUUACAUCGGUCAGAUCAUCAAAAAUAGUGUCUUAACUGGCAAUGUGUCUGAGAGCUCAAAAGUCUACUUCGAUCUCUCCAACUUUGAAAAUUCGGAGACCGACGAUGAUGACGUGGUUACGCCCACUUCCAAAAAUAGAAAAAAGAAGCGGCCGUUGAGCACUCAGAGCAGCCGCCUCCUGAUGACGGCCCGCGGCCUUGAGACGAUUCAUCAGGGUGUCGAGCUGGCGGAGGGGGAGGUCGCGGAUCAGGAUGAGGUCAGGGAGGUGUCCGAGUACGACAAAGACAUUACGUUCGAAGCGGCGCCCGGUGAGCUGGAAUUCCUACCUCCUCACCGCCGCAGCGUUGGGGACUAUGAGGAGGGGAUGGGCUCGGGCCCGCCCUCGUCUCCAGCCGACGACCUUGACAGCAGCGACGGCAGCACUUGCUUCUACACCAAGUACCCGCUGCGCUUCCCGCACGGCUACUCUCUGAGCAAGUACCGACACAACCUGAAGCUGAGCUACCAGACGUUGUCGCAGAAACUUGAGCAGCAGAUCAUCCAGUUGAGAGGUUUGCAUGUUGAGAUCGUUGACCUCAUAGACGCCUCCACUACAUGGGCUGACCAGGUGACCAAGGUGAAGAUCCUGCAGGACAUCCUGAAGCUGACCAAGGAGGCAUGGGAUACACCCGUGUAUGGCCGCGACCUCGCCUACAGCCUGUGCGACAUCAUCCGCAUGGAGGGCCUGCUGGACCAGCUCAUCGCCAACUGUAGCAGCACCAGCCGGGACAUCCUCCUGGCCUCCGCCAAUCUGCUAGAGCAGGUGAUGUCCACACGGAACCGCGAGCGAGUGGCGAAGGAUGGCCUGGAGGCUGUCGUCAAAAUGACGCGCGACUUUGCCGGUGACCUUGAGAUGGCCAAAGCUACGACAGGUGUUCUGGAGAACAUGUUCAAGCUGUCGGAGGAGACGUGCACCAAAGUGAUCAACCUGGGUGGUCUGGACGUGAUCCUGCGCUGGUGCCGCUGUGGAACCGACUACUCCAUCCUGCGGCGCUGCGCCAAAGCUCUGGCCAAUCUGGCAUUGUUUGGUGGCGCCGACAACCAGGAGAUCAUGUCCAAACACAAAGUCCCAGAAUGGUUGUUCCCCUUAGCUUUCAGCGACGACAACAGCAUCCGCUACUAUGCCUGUUUGGCUAUCUCGUCGCUGGUGGCCAACAAAGAGCUUGAAGCCUCGGUCAUCAAGUCCGGGACGUUAGAUCUGGUGCUUCCCUUCAUCAACUCGAACAAGCCGUCACAGUUCGCCCAGAGCGACGUGACCCACAAGCAAGGCCGCGACAAGAUCUGGCUCAAGCACCUCAUCCCGCUGCUCUUCUCCCGCAGACAGGAAGCCCAGGCCCUGGCAGCCUUCCACUUUGCCAUGGAGGCUAUCAUCAAGGCGGAGCAGGGCAGGCAGGAGAUCUUCCACGAGAUCGACGCGGUGGAGCCCCUGAAGAAGAUCGCCUCCAGUCCCAACACCGUGGCGUCCAAACUGGCAGCAGAGGCGCUGAAGAUGAUCGGGGAGAAGAUCCCGCACAAGCUGUCGCAGCAGGUGCCGCUGUGGACGGUGGAUGAUGUGGUCUACUGGGUUACACAGAUUGGGUUUGAAGACAACGCCGUCCACUUCCGGGAGGCUCAGGUAGACGGGGACUUGUUGUUGAUAUUGACCGACGAUGACCUUCACGGGGCUCUCGGCAUGACCUCUAGCGUCGUCCGGAAGAGAUUUGCGCGAGAGCUCAAGUCCCUGAAGAUCACGGCCGACUACUCGAUCAGCGACCCGACGGCCUUGGACAACUGGCUGAUGUCCUUGAACCCCGAGCUGUCGCAGUACACUUACUGGAUGCUGCGGCAGGGGGUCGACAAGUUUGAGCUCAAGACGCUCUCGGAGGAGGAGCUCAAGGUCGAAUGUGGGAUUCACAACAGUAUUCAUCGACGACAGAUUCUCAUGCACCGCGAGGGUGGAGUGUGGGAUCCACCAUCGGCAGAUCCUCUGGGAGGAUUUGCGCGAGAGCUCAAGUCCCUGAAGAUCACGGCCGACUACUCGAUCAGCGACCCGACGGCCUUGGACAACUGGCUGAUGUCCUUGAACCCCGAGCUGUCGCAGUACACUUACUGGAUGCUGCGGCAGGGGGUCGACAAGUUUGAGCUCAAGACGCUCUCGGAGGAGGAGCUCAAGGUCGAAUGUGGGAUUCACAACAGUAUUCAUCGACGACAGAUUCUCAUGCACCGCGAGGAGCUAGUGACCCCAGACACGCCCAGCCUCCCCCACCACCACCUCCCCGGCCUGCCCUCCAUCGACCCAGGACUCAGCAUUAACCUGACCACCCUGCGAUCCAUCGACGUCUUCAUCUGUUACCGACGAUCCAGCGGCUCUCAGCUGGCCAGUUUGCUCAAGGUUCACCUCCAGCUGCGUGGUUUCUCCGUGUUCCUCGACAUCGACCGUCUGCGUGCCGGCAAGUUUGACGAGAACCUUCUGUACAGCAUACAGAUGUCGCAACACUUUGUGCUUAUCCUCACUCCCGACGCUCUAGACAGAUGUAUCGGCGAUGAGUCCCAAGAAGACUGGGUACACAAGGAGAUUGUGGCGGCUCUGGAGACCAACUGUAACAUUGUGCCCAUCAUCGACAACUUUGAGUGGCCUCCCCUGGAGAGACUGCCGCACGACAUGAGGGGCGUGGUCCGCUUCAACAGCGUGCGCUGGGUGCACGAGUACCAGGACGCGUGCGUGGACAAGCUAGAGACGUUUCUCCGUCGUGGCAGGCGUCUGUCGCAGCAGGUCCACAACUCGUUCGCCUCCAUGCACCUCCCGUCCGACGCCCAGUUCCCGCCCGACUCCCCGCACAAGACCAGCAGCUGCCACUCCCUGGCCGACCUCGUGCCGACCUGACCCCCGGCCGCACGACCCCCCACCAGCCUACGAGCCGACAAGGAGCCUCGACGAUGACCACCUCGCGUGUUGUGGGAGGGAGCGGUGGUUAGCAGUUGGGGUUGUUGGUUUGGUUUUAUUUUUGGUUCCAAAUGAGAGGUGGUUGGAGGGUGCUCUGGUAUGAUUUGCAUGUUGCGGGAGGGAAGGAGCAGCAGUUAGCAGUUGGGGUUGUUGGUUGAGGUUUUUGGUUCCAAAUGAGAGGUGGUUGGAGGGUGCUCU